AUGUGGAGGUUUGGGCUUGCAAGCUUAUCAGCAUGCGCUGCAGGAUAUCUUGGCUACGACUAUUACACUCGCACUGCUCUCCCAUUUCCAGCUCUUACUAAAUGGCAGGUUGAGAACUCUGAUGCGUUUAUCGUCUAUGUUCCUCAAGAAAAAGAAAAUUUCAUAGAUCGCUUGAAACAAAUUAAUUUUCCUGUUUUCUACCUAUCUAAAGACAAAGAGCCCUCAUCAUUAGGACUUACAUUUAAUGACAACUCCAGCUCCCUUUAUUUUGUCCGCAAAAUAGGCUCACGGCUUGUAUACACAACCCUUGAGCUCCCAGAAAAGCUUAAUAAAUGGCUUACUCCCCCCUCCGUGAUUGAACAAAACCAUUAGAAAAAUCGCCAUUUUUUGCCCAAAAACCCACCCUCUGUGAGUGAACAAAAAUUUUUUAAUAGAAAAAUUUUUUAUAGAAAAAAAUUUUGAUAUAUAAGUGAUAAUUAGUAUAAUGAAAUCUCGAGCAAUUCUGUGUAAUUUUAAACAAAUUGCGUUUUAAAACAUAAAUUUUAUAAAUUAAAUUAAUAUUCGCUUUCCAAUUUUUGCAAAUUAGGAUUUUUUUUAAAAUUUCGAAAAAAAAAAAACUUUAUAAAAUUUAUAUAUAAAUUGUUUUAAAAAAAAAAUAAUUAACCCCCCUCUGUGAGCUGUGAGUGAACAAAAUCUUUUUGUUCACUCACGGAGGGGGGAGUUAGUUAUUUUACUCAGCCUGACAUCAAAAUUUCUUCUUUAAAAGAAAUGGAAAAUCUGCUGAAAUCAAGGAAAAAAAAAUAUUUCUUAGACAACAUUGUAGCUGCGUAUGUGCCAGAAGGAAAUGCUGAAUUAGAAAAGAAAUAUAAUUAAAAUAUGGCGUCUCCGCCUAGCAUGACCUUCCGGCCAUGCAACUUCCGAGCACAUAUUUUAAUUAUAUCCGGCAAGGUUUUAGUAACCCAGAAAUGGACAGCAAUGCUAGGUAAGCAAUUCUGGCAGCGUUCAGAGCCUAGUCCUCAGUCCAAAUUCAGGAUUAGUUUUUUACCUCGAAGGGAGGAGGGUUCAGGUUUGGAAAGGGCAAGCCCAGCUAAGUCUACAGGGAACACCUAGACCAAUCAGGCAAGUGCCUAGCGUGAAACUGGGAGUUACGUCCCAAGACUUGAAAUUUUCCUUUUUGCCGAGAGAUCACCAGAAAUUCCAUUUUUUGGGAUUUUUGUGGGUCAACUUCGUAUAUCCAAGCAGCAGCCGCAGAAAUCCAUAGCCCGCCCACUCAACACUCAAGCUGCAAGGGGAGGAGUAGACGUCCAGGUGAAAUCUCACUUCAGAAUACCAUGCCACCAGGAGCUGAAGAAGGGGAAAGGCAGUGUUAGAGCUGAACUUGGCCAGCGAAUCAUUUGUCCCAACUAGAGCAAGGUGAAUCCGAAGACGGCGCAAAGCAGGUGAACCCCGCAUUGGUGUCCUUGGUGACUGCGUAAUCAAAAUGGCAGACACCUUCUAAUUUCUAAGUUAAGUUAAGAAUUAGAAAAGAAAUGGCAAGAUUUAAUCCAUCAUUUGCAAUUUGAUGACCAAAUGAGCAAUUUGAUGUAUUCUUAUGCUUCCUCAUUUUUUAAAUUUGUGAGGAUUACUGAUAGAGAGACAGCUGAAGAGCUUGGGCUGAUUUCAGGAGAAAAUGAGUUUGCAGUGCAAAGGAUCAGGGAUUGCAGAGGAUGGUUUCACUCAAAAAAGCCGAAAUCUGCAUAUGUCGAUAUUAGCAGCUUGAGAAAUUAUAUUGAAAAUACUCUUAAAGAUGAGUUCAAAAUCAAUGCCCAUUCUAUGCAGCUAAAAUUGAAAAUCUUUUUUGAUAAAUUUGUUUUAGGCGAAACAAAUGAUCCAGCCAAAAAGCAAUUCACUGAUUUAAAAGAGCUUGCCUUAGAAAUGGCUAAAAUUGACCCUUUGAUACUUCCUUUAUGGACUGUUAAAGAUCUACAGAUGACAAUUCCAAAGCUAGCCCAGCACCUUCUUUCAAAAAAUGCUAAAUUUUUAGUUGUCAGUAUAAAUAAAGACCAUGAAGAAAAUGAUUUGUCAGAUUUACAAGCAAUAAUGGGGCAGCUUAGGCUUGAAGAAUUUGCGAGAAACCAUAAAGAUGUGCUGGUUUUAGUUGGGUGUCCAAAAAUUUUGUAUCAUGUGCCUAUUAGAGAUUUAUGCAUAUAUCACCUUGGGCCUGUAGAAAUUAGACUGCUUACAGUUAAUGAGAAUGCUGUAGAAAAAUCUGCGAUUUUAGAAGAAGGGAUGAGCUUGGAAGAUUUAUUGAAAACUGAGGAGCCUUAUUUUGAAAGGAGUUUUACGAAGCCAGAACAAGUUGCAGAAGUGCUCUCUAGAAAUGAUAUAUAUGAAAAAGUAAUAAAGCCAAAUGAUCAAUGCUAUUUUAUUAUGAAUUGCUCAAGACAUUGCCCAGCAUGCACCUACCAAGACCCAUAUUUCCAACUUGCAGCUCAAAACAGCAAAAGAUGCAAUUUCGCGAAAUUUUAUGUUUCCAACCAAAACCCUCAUUUUAAGUCCCCUAACGCCACCCCAACUUACCACCUUUGGCUCCCAGGCAAAAAAGAGCCUAUAGUUUACGAAGCCAGAAAGCAUGGAUUAGCCCCUGACAAUUUCUUAGGAUUUAUUGACACACAUUUAGAUCAACCUAAUCCUUAA
This is a messenger RNA of Blepharisma stoltei, 2676 nucleotides long. The record is from the annotation of a GenBank genome assembly. Lineage: Eukaryota; Ciliophora; Heterotrichea; Heterotrichida; Blepharismidae.